Molecule: messenger RNA, 927 nt
Organism: Opisthorchis viverrini
Lineage: Eukaryota; Metazoa; Platyhelminthes; Trematoda; Opisthorchiida; Opisthorchiidae
Exons: 5
Coding region: 1-765 (254 amino acids)
Cellular component (GO): nucleus
Source: RefSeq, a predicted model, not a curated record
AUGCGAGUUUCAGAUUUUCGAUCGACUAUCGUUUCCUUCCUUUGUACUAGCCUCGAGUGUUCACUUCCACGCACAGUUCGAACGACACUUCAUAUGUCCGGAAUCGCGCCUAGAUUCAUUUCUGAGAAGGAUGUGGAGGCUAGAAGAAAGACCCAGGAGGAGGAGGGAGUAGUUGAAGAACCCUAUGACGCGCGCUCUCUGUAUGAACGUCUCCAGAUUGAAAAGGAUCGGAAGCAGGAAGAAUUCGAGGCGCAGGUGGCAUUGAAGAACCGGGUUCAUCGCUUGGAUGAAGAGGAAGUUGAAUAUCUUCAAACACUUGCAGUGAGACAGCACAAAGUGGAGCUCGAAAAAGAGGAGGAAAUCGCUGCGUUGUUGCUCGUCUCCCAAUCUGACACACCCAUGAGACCUUCCCCAGUUCGUUCUGGACCAAGCCAGCGAGCCCUUCUUGCCAAUGCGCUUAAGCGACCAUCUGGACUACCCGAAAUGGCUUUACCUCCGAAACCCAAAACAGCGCGUACGGAACAUACAGGUACCGUCCAACCAGCUGAUCCGCAAAAUGGCGAUGUACCGCUGGAUCACGUAACACCAUAUCCAGGGAACUCGCAGACCAGCUUUGGUCUCACGGCCUAUUCUGAUUCUGACUCCAGUGAAUCCAGUGACAGCGAGUCUGGGUCCACCGACGUUGAAGAUGCUGCAUGUACACUGAUGGAAGUUGCUGCUACACGACUGCGAAAAAGCAAACCAUCAAACAGCGAAGAUGCUUGAAGUUAUAUCGACCCAUUUAUGCUGUACAGCAUCGCAUUUUUCUCCGUUUAUGUCUGUGAACAGCGUUGUCAAAGAUUCAACUGUUUCCAAUGCCUUUCUAAUGGACUUCGACCUCUAGCUGUUACUUGGCGGUGUUUACUCUACAGUUUGGGCAUAUAUUAC